This is a messenger RNA of Mollisia scopiformis, 761 nucleotides long. RefSeq lists its product as uncharacterized. The record is from RefSeq and is a predicted model, not a curated record. Bases 125 to 316 code for a protein of 63 amino acids. Lineage: Eukaryota; Fungi; Ascomycota; Leotiomycetes; Helotiales; Mollisiaceae. The transcript is spliced from 2 exons.
AAUUAAGGAUCACUAGAGCUUAAUUACAUAUACGGACGAGGCACACCACGAUCCUGGCGCCUAGCCUGUUGGCUAUAUAUUGAGACAAGAAGGAGGCGGCUGACGUUAUGCGGACGAGAAUAUUAUGGAACGGAAAGAAAUAAAAGGCAUAGCAUUCUAUAUUACUGCUUGGAUCAAUUGGUGGGGGAAAUCAGAAAAGCUAGAGUUCUAUAAUAACGAAGAAGACACUAUAGAAUACCCUCCUAUGCCUCUAAAACCUCGUUGUCGCCCAACAACAGAGUCUCAAGAGGAAUAUAAAGCUAGAGUGGAAGAAUAGGAGGCUACUAAACCUCACAAAGUAGAGAAAAAGGUUGUAGGCAACCAUAUGACCCAAAAGUACUAUAUAGAGCGUCUCUUACCUAUAUACAUCAAAGCUGUCUAAGAACAGCGUUUACAACAUACAAAUCAAGUAAGAUGGGGACCCCUCUCAUAGUAUGCGUAAAGAAGGCCUUGCGUAUCAGCUGAAAGUAGUCAAUUAGGUAGUCAAUAUCAAGCACCCUACGCAGUCACUAGAUCUAAAUCCAAUUGAGGGUAUUUGGAAUAUCAUUAAGCAAUGUGUGCGCCAGAGAGUCUUUUAUUCUAAUAAGGAGGUAAAACAAGCUCUUUAAGAGGAAUGGGACAAAAUCACGUUAGAAGAGAUACGCUUACGCAUCGCUAAUAUGCCUGGGAGAUGCAGACGCCUUAUUAAAAAUAGGGGGAAAGCUAUUAAAACUGCAAAAUGG